Messenger RNA from Seriola dumerili (greater amberjack), 1709 nucleotides. RefSeq names its product SEC14-like protein 2. Gene Ontology annotation, cellular component: cytoplasm. Lineage: Eukaryota; Metazoa; Chordata; Actinopteri; Carangiformes; Carangidae. The transcript has 12 exons. The record is from RefSeq and is a predicted model, not a curated record. The coding region runs from base 292 to 1242 and encodes 316 amino acids.
UCUGUCAGAGCGACUCAGCAGCUGAGACAUGAGCGGACGAGUCGGAGACCUGAGCCCCAAACAGGCUGAAAGCUUAGCUGAGUUUCGGGGGAGGAUCCAGGACAUCCUCCCCGACCUGCCUGCACAGCACGACCACUACCUCCUCCGCUGGCUCAGAGCUCGUAGCUUCAAUGUUCAGAAAGCCGAGGCCAUGAUCAGGAAGCAUGUGGAGUUCAGGAAACAGAUGAGAGUGGACACCAUCAUAUCUGACUGGAGACCUCUGAGGUGAUCGAGAAGUACGUGUCUGGAGGGAUGUGCGGCUACGACAGGGAGGGAAGUCCCAUCUGGUACGAUGUGAUUGGUCCCCUGGAUCCCAAAGGUCUGUUGCUGUCGGCAACCAAGCAGGACUUCCUGAAGACCAAGAUCAGACACACAGAGAUGCUGCGGCAGGAGUGUCAGAGGCAGACCGAGAAGCUGGGGAAGAACAUUGAAGCCAUCACUCUGAUCUAUGACUGUGAAGGACUGGGACUCAAACACAUCUGGAAACCGGCCAUUGAGGCGUACGGAGAGAUCCUCACCAUGUUUGAGGAGAACUAUCCAGAGGGGCUGAAGAGGGUGUUUCUGAUCAAAGCUCCCAGGAUGUUUCCUAUGGCCUACAACCUGAUCAAACACUUCCUGUGUGAGGAGACACGGCGCAAGAUCAUCGUCUUAGGAAGUAACUGGCAGCAAGUGUUACGCACACACAUCGACCCAGAGCAGCUUCCUGUGGUGUACGGAGGAACCCUGACUGAUCCUGACGGAGACCCUCGCUGCAGAACCAUGAUCAAGUACGGCGGCACGGUGCCAAGGUCGUACUAUGUUCAGGACUCGGUGAAGGUUCAGUACGACAACAGCGUGACCAUCAGCCGCGGCUCCGUCUUCCAGCUGGACAGUGAUGUCACUGCAGCAGGCAGCCUCCUGAGGUGGCAGUUUGCCAGCGAUGGAGCUGACAUCGGGUUCGGCGUGUACCGACGGACCAAAGAAGGCGGCGGUCAGGAAGUGGCCGACAUGCUGCAGGUUCUGCCGAGCCAACGCUACAACGCUCACCUGGUCCCUGAGGACAGCUGCCUCACCUGCCCCGAGCCCGGAGUGUACGUGCUGUGUUUCGACAACAGCUACAGCAUCCUCCAGUCCAAGAGGGUGAGCUACAAGGUCGAGGUCCUCCCUCCUGCAGACGGACAGACGCAGAGUCAACGCAGCCGAGGAGACGUGAGGCUGCAGUGAUGAAGACCUCACAUGGAAACACUGACCCCUGACCCCUGACCCCUGACUCCUGUUACCUGUUAUCACUGACGGUCAUAUCAACGCAUCAAGGCUGGAAUAAAAUGAGCAGUGAACUACUAACCCCUCAUUUCUCCCUCCCUGUGCAUUGUGUAUGUAUUAGUUUGUAAUUAUUGAUAAGUGAUUAAAAAGCAAUGUCCCGCCCCCAGCAUCACUGAUGGACUCUCAGUGCAUUUCCAUCCACUUAAGUAAUCAGAUUACUCAGAGAAACUAAGCUGCAUGGGUAAUCGGUGUAGCGACCUGGUUACUACCUGGUAAAGAUGGCCGACAUUUACAACCCGACUUACUUAGAGUUGGACCGGCAUUUCAGCCCAGAAACACUUCAGCGUGACUGGUGUGUUUUAUAGCAGCUAAACCACUGAGAAGGACACACACACACACACACACACACACACACACACACACACACA